AUGGCAGUUCAUGGCCGAAAGUGUCUUAUGAAUUUCAAGUCUAAAAACAGUGGUAUAUGGGCUUCGAUUUGUUCUUCAUUGAAAGAGAUCCAUGCCUUGUCCUCCGUUCCUGCAAAUGUCAUCGCUAGGCGGCUAGGCAAUGGUGAGUCAACCCAUUUUUGGACUGAUAUUUGGAUGGGGAAUGAGGCCUUUUCUAGUAGGUUCCCAAGACUUUAUGCUAUGGAGACAAACAAACAGGCCCUUGUUAGUAAUAGGUGGAAUAAUGGCGAAUGGUCUUGGUUAUGGCGCAGGAACAUUCGCGAUGGGGCUGAAGCAACACAGCUUGCCAAUUUAACCUCAUUGAUUCAAUCUAUUCAACUUAUAGAUAAGGCUAACUCUUGGACUUGGAAUGUUCCAGGUAAUACAUCCUUCUCUGUUCAUCAAUUUCGACUUUGUCUUGAACGUGCUCUGUUCCCAUGUGAGCCACUUAAGACAAGUUGGAAUUCUUUAGUACCUAAAAAAGUUAACAUUUUUGUCUGGCGUCUUCUGAGGGAUCGUCUCCCAUCUCGAUUAAAUCUCAACCUCAAAGGACUAGACAUUGAUGAUAUCUCUUGCCCACUAUGCCCAUACCAGGUUGAAUCAAUCCAACAUCUCUUUUCGUCUUGUAUGCUUUUUAAUGAACUGGCACAAAUCAUAAGCAAUUGGACACGGAUUGACAUUGUUAUUGCUAACCCAAAAUCGACACUAUAA
This is a messenger RNA of Erigeron canadensis, 729 nucleotides long. RefSeq lists its product as uncharacterized. The coding region runs from base 1 to 729 and encodes 242 amino acids. NCBI's taxonomy places the organism in Eukaryota, Viridiplantae, Streptophyta, Magnoliopsida, Asterales, Asteraceae. The transcript has a single exon. The record is from RefSeq and is a predicted model, not a curated record.